This is a messenger RNA of Jatropha curcas, 6141 nucleotides long. RefSeq names its product Duplicated homeodomain-like superfamily protein. Lineage: Eukaryota; Viridiplantae; Streptophyta; Magnoliopsida; Malpighiales; Euphorbiaceae. The record is from RefSeq and is a predicted model, not a curated record.
AAGCCAAUCUCUCUCUCUCAAGGUUCUCUUUUGUCCCUCAUCGGCUUCAUGUUCUUACUUUAUUUUUCUUCUAUUCUCUCCUCGCACAGAUUUCUUUCGUUUUCCUUCAAGCCAAGCAACGCCGAGAAAAAAAGCGGAGGAGGUAAUUGACUUAUGCAGAGAGGGUAUUAGAGGAAGGUCGUCUUGUAUGAAGAGAAAAUCUCUAGAAGUGAAUCAAUUUCCUUUAUUAGCGCAGUUAAUAUUCUUCGAUCUGGUUUUUUUACCCUAUUUCAGACUUCAACUGGGAAUUCUUUGUCUUUUUGCAUAUUACAUAUCUGUUACAUACGGUUCUUCUUCAGCCUAAGUUUUCCGGGAAUAGCUAAGAAUUGUGUUUUCUUUGUUAGUUCUGCUGAAGCCUUAGAUUUCGUACUGUGGAUUUUGAGCGGCGGCAAGUGUGCAGGUUAUUUCAUCUGUUUUGGGGUUUAUAAGGAGUUUUUGUAGUGGUGUUGCUUCAUGCCUGAUAGGUAGGUAGGAAGGCAGAUAAAUAGAUAGAUUAGGUUUAGGGUUUUUGUUUUGGUUUUGAUGCCGCCGGAGCGAUUGCCGUGGGAUCGGAAAGAAUUCUUUAAGGACAGGAAACCUGAUAGGUCCACGCCCCGAUGGAGGGAAUCGUCUUCAAGUCAUUAUGGAUCGUCUCGUGAUUUUUCUCGCUGGGGUGGAUCCAACGAGUUUCGAAGGCCUCCUGGUCAUGGUAAGCAGGGUGGCUGGCACCUGUUUGCUGAAGAAUCUAGCCGUGGUUAUGCACCCUUUCGUUCAAAUGAUAGGAUAUUGGAAGACAAGAACUACAGGCCAUCGGUUUCACGUGGAGAUGGUAAAUAUGGUAGGAAUAGUAGGGACAAUAGGGGAUCUUUUAGUAGCCAAAGGGAUUGGAAAGCUCAUUCAUGGGAAAUGAGCAAUGGGUCUCCAAGCACGCCAGGGAGACUGCAUGAUGCGGCUAAUGAUCAGAGAUCAGUAGAUGAUAUGCUAACAUAUCCACCUUCACAUUCUCGUUCUGAAUUAGGGAACAAGUGGGAACAUCUUCAUCCAAAAGAUCAGCAUGAUAAUAUCAAGGCAGCUGGUGUCAGUGCGGUGGGCACAGGCCAGAGAGGUGAUCGGGAGAGCUCACUGGAUUGGAAGCCUCUUAAAUGGGACCGCUCUGGAAGCUUGUCUUCUAGGGGAUCUGGUUUUAGCCAUUCAAGUAGCUCAAAGAGCAUUGGAGGUGGAGAUUCUAGCGAAGGAAAGGCUGACAUGCAGCUUAAGAGUGCAUCCAUAGUCCAGUCUCCUUCUGGAGAUGCUGCUGCCUGUGUUACUUCCGCUCCAUCUGAAGAUAUGAGUUCUAGGAAGAAGCCACGCCUUAACUGGGGUGAGGGAUUGGCAAAGUACGAGAAGAAGAAAGUUGAAGGUCCUGAGAUGAAUGUAAUCAAAGAUGAACCUGUUAUUUAUUGUAUCAACAUAGAGCCCAUCCAUUCACAAAGUUCAAACUUGGUAGACAAGAGUCCCAGAGUCUUGGGAUUAUCUGAUUGUGCAUCACCUGCGACUCCAUCUUCUGUUGCUUGUUCUUCACCAGGUGUGGAGGAGAAAACACUUGGCAAGGGAGUAAAUGUUGAUAAUGAUGUUGGUAAUUUAUGUGGUUCACCCAGCUUUGGGUCACAAACCAAUAAUGAAGGCCUCUCUUUUAACUUAGAGGUUUUGGAUGCUACUUCAAUAUCUAAUUUGGGCGCUUCGCUUGUUGAGCUGCUUCAAUCUGAUGAUUCUAGCUCAGUGGACUCAAGUUUCGUGAGGUCAACUUUGAUAAAUAAGUUGCACAUGUUGAAGGGUGACAUUUCAAAGGCUUUGGAGGUGACUGAAUCUGAAAUAGACUCGCUUGAAAGUGAACUGAAGUUGCUGAAAUUUGAACCUGGAAGCAUGUAUCCUGGUCCAGCAGCAUCAAGCUUUUUCCAAGCUGUGAAUGAUGCAAAACCUUGCAGUGAACAGGGGGCUGUUUCCAAUGAUAUCCCUCGAUCUUCUCCAUUGCAUGUUAUGGCCUCUGGGUCUGGACAAGUGGAAAAUAGUUCCCUGGAUGAUGGUGUCCUGGAAGAAGUUAAUGUUGCUAUUAAGGAUGAUGAUGUUGAUAGUCCUGGAACUGCCACAUCGAAAUUCGUUGAACCAUUGUCAGUGGUGAAGAUGGUUUCUUCAUCUGAUAUGGUGAAAUUAGAUCACUGUUCGGGUGAUAUAGGUGUCCUUCGGAUUCAGACCAUGGCAUUGAAACCCUGUGUGCCUUACACCAAUAAGGAGGAUGAUAAUUGUGCUGCUUGUGGGGAUGUUAGUAUGCUUAUAGAAAGUAAAGAUGUUGUGCCUUUUCCAAGUGAUGUGAGUUUUGCAGAAGAUAAUUUAUGUAACCUAAUAUUGGCUGCCAAUAAAGAAUCUGCUAACAGGGCCUCCGAAGAAUUGUCUACUUUAUUGCCUAGGGAUCAAUGUAAGGUUGAUGUUUCAGAAGUUUCAAAUGCUGCUUUGUGGAAGGCUGAUGCAUUAAUUAAAGAAAAAUUUGCUAUGAGGAAGCGGUUUUUAAGAUUUAAGGAUAGAGUUGUAACUCUUAAGUUUAAAGCCUUUCAGCACCUGUGGAAGGAAGAUAUGCGCUUGCUUUCAGUAAGGAAAUACCGUGCAAAGUCUCAGAAAAAAUAUGAAUUAAGCUUGAGGACGACACAUAGUGGGUGUCAAAAAAAUCGUUCUUCAAUUCGCACUCGAUUCUCUUCUCCUGCUUUUGAAAUUGUUUUUGCAGUUGGAAAUUUGAGUCUGGUGCCAACAACAGAGAUGCUUAACUUCACGAGCAAGCUGCUGUCAGUUUCUCAGAACAAGCUUUACAGGAAUGCUUUGAAAAUGCCAGCAUUAAUUUUGGACAAAAAAGAGAGGAUGGUUUCACGGUUUGUCUCCAGUAAUGGAUUAGUUGAAGAUCCCUGUGCUGUUGAGAAGGAAAGAGCUAUGAUCAAUCCCUGGACCUUAGAAGAGAGGGAAAUUUUCAUUUCUAAGCUAACCACUAUUGGCAAGGAUUUCAGGAAAAUUGCUUCUUUUCUUGAUCAUAAGACAACUGCAGAUUGUGUUGAAUUCUAUUAUAAAAAUCACAAAUCUGAUUGUUUUGAGAAAACAAAAAAGAGUAAGAAAGUGAAGUCCUCUACUAACUACUUAAUGUCGUCGGGCAAGAAUUGGAAUCGGGAAAUGAAUGCUGCCUCGCUUGAUAUUCUGGGUGCAGCUUCAGUAAUAGCGGCUGAUGCUGACAAUUCUAUGGGAAAUCGACAGAUGUGUUCUGGUAGAAUCUAUUACGGAGGCUACUGUGAAUCCAAAAUACCACAUGGUAAUGAUGGUAAUUUAGAUCGGUCAAGCAAUUUUGAUGUUCUUGAGAAUGAAAGAGAAACUGCUGCUGCUGAUGUGUUAGCAGGUAUUUGUGGUUCAAUGUCCUCAGAGGCAAUGAGUUCUUGUAUCACUACUUCUGUUGAUCCUGGGGAGGGUUGUCGGGAGUGGAAGUCACAGAAGGUAGAUUCGGUCAAAAAACGACCUUCCACAUCUGAUGUUACACAGAAUGUUGAUGAAGAUACUAGCUCAGAUGAGAGUUGUGGGGAAAUGGAUCCUUCUGACUGGACAGAUGAGGAGAAGUCGAUCUUCAUACGGGCUGUUUCAUCCUAUGGCAAGGAUUUUGCUAUGAUCUCACGAUGUGUCAGGACAAGGUCUAGGGACCAAUGUAAGGUUUUCUUUAGCAAGGCUCGUAAGUGCCUUGGACUGGAUUCGAUACAUCCUGCACCAGGAAACCUAGGAACACCAGUGAGUGAUGAUGCUAAUGGAGGUGGAAGUGACACGGAAGAUGGUUGUGCUCUUGAGACUGGCUCAGUUAUCUGCAGUGAUAAGUUGGGCUCCAAGACAGAUGAGGAUUUGCCAUUGCCUGUCAUAGAUGCAAAGCAUGAGAAAUCGAAUGCUGCAGAGAGGGAAAAUGUGACUGCUGACUUAAAUAAUCCGAAGGAGAGCAAUGUUGCUAGAUCAUUAGAGCAGAAUGACUCUAAGGAUGAAAUAUCAUUUGUUUCUGAUGCUUGCAAGAUGGGGGACAAAUCUGAGCUAGCUUUUGAAAUUGAUACUCACCAAUCUGAGGUUGGGCAGGCACAGGAAAUUUCAAAUGAAUCAGUUAAUUCAGAAUCUAAGAGAGAUAAACCGAUUGAACACAGCACUUCUGUUGGAGAACCAAUGUACGUGGAUGCAGCUGAUCCUGGCCCAUUAAAUCCAGUUUCUGGUAUUGAACUUAAAGUUAUUGCUGAGGUUGCUGCUAAUGGAAGCGCAAAUCAUGUGGAGCAAAAAGAGGUUUUGUUGCCUGAAAAUAGUUUGAACAGUAAAAGUGGUUUGAUGAAAGGUUCGAGUGCUAACAGAGAUGCAUCCUGCUUGCCUUUGGAUAUGGGUUCUAGUUCAAACUUCAGUGUAAAUGUGGAGAACAUUCAUCAUGUGUCUGGGGAGUUCGAUUCUGUGGCUGAGUCUCCUACUGUCUCAUUGCCACAGGAAAAUAAUAUUGCUUCUGGUGCUCCUAUGUUACAAGACACUGUUUCCAUUCAAUGUGAGAGAAUGCAUACCCAUGAGAAUAGAGAUGGGCAGGGUAAAGAAUCAGGUAGUGGGGAUGAUCAUUUACAGCACCCGCCAGGGAAAUCUUUAGUGAACUGUAGCGAGUCCUUGCAGAUUCUGAGGGGCUAUCCGCUGCAAAUUCCAACAAAGAAAGAGAUGAAUGGGGAUAUUUCUUGCGGACUGCUUUCUGAAGUUCAAAAGAGCUUUUCAACUUCAGAUUAUUAUCUUCAAAAGUGCAAUAGCAGUUCAAAGACCCAGUCCUCAUUGCCUGAGCUUCCACUACUCUCCAAGCACGCUGAACAUGGCAAUGAUCAUUCAAGAGACCACUCUCGGAGUUUGUCAGAUACAGAAAAGCCAUGCAGGAAUGGUGAUGUUAAACUGUUUGGCAAAAUUCUGAGUAACCCCUCAUCUUUGCAGAAGAUGAGUCCCAGUGUACAUGAUAACGUGGAACAUGGCCCAAAGGCAAGUAGCAAGUCAUCAACUUUGAAAUUCACUGGUCAUCAAACUACAGAUGGAAGCAGUAAUGUUUUAAAGUUUGAUCGUAGUAAUUAUCUUGGCCUUGAGAAUGUCCCUGUUAAGAGUUAUGGCUUUUGGGAUGGUAACAAGAUACAAACUGGGUUUUCAUCUUUACCCGAGUAUUUUUUAGCCAAGUAUCCUGCAGCAUUUAGCAAUUAUCAUGUUUCCUCGUCCAAAAUGGAGCAGCAGGCUUUGCAGGCUGCUGUGAAGUGCAAUGACCGUAAUUUGAAUGGUGUAUCAGUUUUGCCUCCAAGGGAAGUGAGUGGUAGCAAUGGAGUUGUGGAUUAUCAGAUGUACAAGAGUCAUGACAACAGUAAAGUGCAGCCAUUCUCUGUAGAUAUGAAGCAGCGGCAGGAUAUAUUCUCCGAGAUACAAAGGAGAAAUGGGUUUGAAGCAAUCUCGAGUUUACAGCAGCAAGGAAGGGGAGUGGUAGGAAUGAAUGUUGUAGGACGAGCGGGAAUUCUUGUUGGUGGAUCCUGUACGGGUGUUUCAGAUCCUGUUGCAGCCCUUAAAAUGCACUAUGCUAAAACCGAACAGUUCAGUGGGCAAAAUGGGGCUGCCAUCAUCAGAGAGGAGGAAUCCUGGAGAAGUAAGGGUGAUAUAGGCAGGUAGGAGUGGUGAGAGGGCUUUCUUUCUCUUUCGUUCUUUCUUUCUUUAUUAAAGCAAGUCCUCAACGGCAAAUAUCUUCUUUUGCCGAGCCCUGUAUAAUAGUUUUUGUAUUGUUUCAAUGGAAUGAUAGAGCAGUUGACGACGGUUCUCAGGUCCGUCUUUUUGGUAAAAAAGAAAAAAAAAAUAUUAAUUUAGGAGCUUGUAAUAUUGCAGCAGCAGCAGCUUUGUAUUUGUUGUAUUUGAUGGAAAUACAGAAAUAAUCUGUGAAAAUUGGAAGGGGCAAUGUCAGCGCCCCUCCAUCAUUUGACCAUUUAGAGGAUUGACUGACCGUCAUUUAGAGGUUUCUUGGUGUAGCUACUUUUGCAUUACUGAUAGACAUGCUAUUUUCUGCUGAAACUUGAAGUCAAUGGAUUUGUUGAAGUCCCAAUA